This is a messenger RNA of Desarmillaria tabescens, 2028 nucleotides long. RefSeq lists its product as uncharacterized. The transcript has 6 exons. The record is from RefSeq and is a predicted model, not a curated record. Gene Ontology annotation, biological process: ubiquitin-dependent protein catabolic process; positive regulation of proteasomal ubiquitin-dependent protein catabolic process; protein polyubiquitination. Gene Ontology annotation, molecular function: zinc ion binding; ubiquitin protein ligase activity; ubiquitin conjugating enzyme binding. NCBI's taxonomy places the organism in Eukaryota, Fungi, Basidiomycota, Agaricomycetes, Agaricales, Physalacriaceae. Gene Ontology annotation, cellular component: ubiquitin ligase complex; cytoplasm. Bases 64 to 1827 code for a protein of 587 amino acids.
CUCACCCAGGGCCCACUUCGUCGGCCACCACGACCUCGUACCCUUCCUCAUCCUCCUACCAUCAUGUCCGACUAUAGCUUCUCUGAUGACGAAUACUACGAUGAUGAAGAUAUGUUAGAUGGAACUCAAGACGAUGUGGACGACGACGAUGACAUGGACAUGGACGCCUAUAAUGAGGACUUCAAGGUCGACACUAGCAGUAAACGGAAAUCGUACGAGAUUGAGUAUGAAUCACUCAGCCAAUCUGCUGUCGAGAAGCUUAUGCAGCAAGAAGUUGAGUAUAUCACUGGUAUUCUGGGUGUCGAUUCUGGCGUCGCUGCUCGGCUGUUGCGCCACUUGUCGUGGAACAAGGAACGACUAAUCGAGAAGUACAUGGACAAUCCCAACGGUAUUCUCGUCGCCGCAGGUGUUGCCGUACCGGAGCCUCCAUCAGCGGCUUCGCCUAUACGGACCCACGCUGGUGAUCGUCGUACCACGAGAUCGUCAUCGAAAAUGUUUUCAAACCUGUCGCCAUCGUCUAAAGCAUCUUCUAAACCCUCAUCAUCCUCUUAUCAGCCAACACAGACCAGACCGAAGGACGAGCCCUUUGUCUGUCCUAUAUGCUACGACGAUUCAUCAGAUCUUCAAACCGCGUCGCUCGAUUGUGGUCAUCUCUUUUGCACGGGGUGUUGGACGGCAUACGUCUCCUCCAAAAUUCGCGACGAGGCCGAACAUUGUGUUCGAUGCAUGGCUGAAGGGUGCGCCCUCGUAGCCCCAGACGAUUUUAUUCAAUCUGUCCUCGCGGGCGAGGAGGAACCGACAUGGGCUCGCUUCCAGGAGCUGCUCGCCCGCCACUUUGUCUCGUGUAACCCAAAUUUGAAAUAUUGCCCUCAUCCCGGAUGUACCAAUACUGUGUCAUGCCCUGCCGCAGCAUCUAAAUCUAGUUUGACGACUGUUGUACCAACCGUAUCGUGUGGAGCGCGGGGAAUUCCGGGCGCUCCAGAAGCGUCUACUUCAGCUGUGGCGGCAAAGGAGCACUACUUUUGUUUUGGAUGCCCGAUCGACAGUGAUCAUCGUCCUGUGGUAUGCAGUGUUGCGAAAAUGUGGCUGAAGAAGUGCGCGGAUGAUAGCGAAACAGCCAAUUGGAUCAAGAGUAACACGAAAGAAUGUCCGAAGUGCCAGAGUACGAUAGAGAAGAACGGGGGCUGCAACCAUAUGACUUGUAAAAAGUGCAAACACGAGUUCUGUUGGGUUUGCAUGGGUCCAUGGUCGGAACACGGGACCUCGUGGUAUUCCUGCAACCGAUACGAGGAGAAGAGUGGGAGUGAUGCUCGAGAUGCGCAGAGUAAAAGCCGCGCGUCGCUGGAGCGAUAUCUACACUACUACAAUCGUUGGGCUAACCAUGAACAAUCCGCCAAGCUUUCUCUGGAUUUGUACGCUAAAACCGAGAAAAAGAUGGAGGACAUGCAAAUUACAUCUUCAUUGACUUGGAUUGAAGUCCAAUUCAUGAAGAAGGCGGUGGAAGAGGCCGACAAAUGCCGUAUGACUCUCAAAUGGACUUAUGCCAUGGCAUAUUACCUCGCGAGAGGGAAUGAGAAGGAACUAUUCGAAGAUAAUCAGCGAGAUCUGGAGCAGGCUGUAGAAGACCUCGCCGAGCUACUUGAGCAGCCGAUAGAAGCAGAAACAAUCCCGACGUUAAGGCAAAGGGUGACUGACAAGACGGUCUACGUGCAGAAGCGAAACGAGAUCGUUUUGGAGGAUACAGCCAACGGAUUCUUGGAAGGUCGCUGGAAAUGGAAUGCGCGGGUGGAAGGCUUUGACGAGCCAGACCAGGCUGAUCUGGUUUAACCCGGGCUAAUUUUCUCUGCGAUUUUAUUUAGAUCUUUGAUGCUCGCUGCUCGUCAGAUCUUCCUGUGUGCUAUCUUACCAUUUUUCCUUUCUAUCCAUCGUUUUGUACAUAUCCAGCGGGUAACUAUUCUCGUCACGCAGAAUGUAUAUCAAUAGCAAAUGUACAAACAAUAUAUAAUGGCCAAUGAAACCCUCUCUCAU